Molecule: messenger RNA, 4920 nt
Organism: Orbicella faveolata
Lineage: Eukaryota; Metazoa; Cnidaria; Anthozoa; Scleractinia; Merulinidae
Product: citron rho-interacting kinase-like
Biological process (GO): mitotic cytokinesis; peptidyl-threonine phosphorylation; actomyosin structure organization
Cellular component (GO): cytoskeleton; cytoplasm
Molecular function (GO): protein serine/threonine kinase activity; ATP binding
Source: RefSeq, a predicted model, not a curated record
GACUGUCAAUCGUAUCAUGAAAACUCAAGCAGGGCCCGAUUUUUCAAAGUGUGGAUGACGCCAGCCAUCAGAUAAAUCAUUAUCCAGUGAAAGGUGAAGUUGGUUUUGUGAACUCUUUCUCACUGAAUAGACAUUUGUCCGCUACCCUUAAAACCACCGAGGCUACAGCUUUUGAACGCCGGGGGAAAGCAGAUUCUUUCGUAAAUGUCAUUAAAUUUACUUGACUCAUCUCUCUACUGUCCAUGCUAUAAACCUCUAAACGGAGUUUUCCGCCGAUCCGGGAUAUUUCAACGCCGGAUCUCCGAUCCAGGUUUACGCGGUUGAAUAAUGGUCUCAUGGCGAACAUAUUCUUGUUCAGUCCUUACAGUCCAACCAAGAAGCGACAGAAUUGCUGGAAAAUGCGCGGAAGAGCAAAGAGGAACUGCAAACAGAACUAGAAAAGCUACAGAAGUCAAGCAAGGUACCAGCUUCAAUGGAAGUGGAUGGAAAGUCGUGUAACAAUGCUCUACAAAGGCGCGCAGAGGAAAGCGAUAACAGUCUGAGAGAGCGCUACAGAGAAAAGUCAGCAGAAGUAAGGAAACUGCAAAGUAAAAUCAUGGAUCUGGAGGAUCAGUUAUUCCAAAACCAGAGAACACAAAAAAAGCUGGAAAAGGAAGCCACAAACAGACAGGCCCAGGCAGAGAAACUACAGGAAACAGAGAAGGAGGUAGACACAUUAUCGCGCUACAAGAGACAGCUGGAAAAUACAAACAGCAGACUGGAGAGCGAGUUAGAGGAAACAAAGAAGCUCAUGGCGUCAAGAGAUCAGAAAAUCGAUGCCUUGACUGGAAGGUGCCGGACGUUAGAAGAAAUGCUUAAGGAGAGUGUUGACCUCAGCAGAACAAGCUCUGAAGCAGAUAAAGACAGUAGUGGAAUUUCAGCCAUCAAUGAAGCAGAAUUGGAGAGGUUAGGCGAGGAGAGAGAAGUAAUGUCGAGGAAGGUGGCAGGGCUGGAAAGUGAUUUAAAGACACAGCAACAGAAAAACUCGUCUGUGGAGAAACAACUUGAAGAUGCGGAAAGUAAAGUGAAACAGCUUUCGAAGGAUAUGGAGCGAAAGGUAAAAGACCUCGAGACACAACUAAACGAGGUUUCUACGGAGUGUUCUACACUAAAGAGCAGUAAGAAGGCACUGGAAGAGACUAUCCUUAAACUUGAGAAUGAGAUUGACACGAGAGAGUUUGAGCUAGAACUAAAGGCCGCUGCUAGGCAAGAUAAGAUAACCAGGACAAUGCAGGAGAAUCGCUCAGAAGUCGCCCAAGAAAUUCACGUGCAACUCAGUGAAAUGUCAGAUCGUUGCAAGGAAGUAGUCUCGCAAAAUCAGGAACUGGAAAAGAGGGUGGAAGAACUUACGGACGAAAAUUGCGAUCUUAAGAUGGCGAAAGAGAAACUUGAAGAUGAACUCAACGAGAAGAAGAGAGCAGCGGAAGGCAUUGAAUUCACUAACUCGAUGUUGAAAUCUACGUGUUCCAUGCUGGAGAGUCAAGUCGAAGAGCUGGAAAUUAUUAACGAAGAUUACGAGGAGAAGCAGUUACAGUGGAAUAUAGCAAGGAAAGAGUUGGAACAGAAAAGAGAGAAGAGUGAUUGUGACCUUUUGGAAGCUCAACGGUCCUUGGAACAAGAGAAAGUGGCGCGCUCUGGCGCUGAAGAGAAAGUGACCAAGUUACAAGAGGCGUUGAAAGAAGUACAGAAUACACAUAUCAAAGAAGUGGACGACAUGAACACGCAACUGGAGAGACAACGAGAACGAACUGAGGAGCUCACAGAGGCACUCAGCGAAGCAGAGACCAAAUCUGGCAUGGCACAGCUCGACAUCAAAUCCUUGGAACGCAAACUUCAACUUCAAAUCGAGGACAACAACAAACUCCAGAUCGAGGUUGAGCGACUGACCAGUCACACGUCCAAACUGAAGGCCAGUAACUUCGAGUUAAACCAGAACAUCGAAGCAGCCAUGGAGAAGUGCGACGAACUCACGUGUGAACGCGCCGCGCUAGCCGAGCAGCUGGAUCUAAUGGAGGCCUCGCAUGCAGAGGAACGCCUGAAACUGGAAGCGACUAAUUCGCAGCAGACCAAGCUUAUAGACUUUCUGCAAUGUAAGGCUGAAGGCCAGGCACCUAAGAAGAAAAAGCUCAUUGGCGGUGGAAGCAAGUCAUGGCGUAAGAAACCUGAAAACAGCAUCAAUGUGGUGCCACAGCAGUGGAGAGACUUGCAACAGGCGCUAGAGAAAGAAAGAGCAUCUAGCCUUAAGCUACAAACUGAAGUCAACAGGAUUCGUCAAGAAAUGCAGACUGCUAAACUGGAAGCUGCGCACUGGAAGUCACAGUAUCAAAACACCGGAAAUGCCACACCCAAACCUUCCCAGACCUACGCGGUCCUGUCAGCCAUCCAACAGUCACCUAGCAACCAACCGAGUCCGUUGAGCGCUCUGAACCAGUCGAAGAAUGCAACUGCUACUCCGGCCAGUCGCGGCACAUCACACAGGCCUAAAGAAAGAAUGCAUCAUAAUAUACCACACAGGUUUGUGAAUGCUCUGAACAUGCGUGCCACCAAGUGUGCCACGUGCCUAGACACGCUGCACUUUGUGCGACCCUCAUCUCGUUGUGCUGAGUGUGGCCUGGUAUGUCAUGUUAAAUGUGCACCAAAUCUCCCCCGCACCUGUGGCCUACCAAGCCAAUUCGUAGAACACUUCAGCGAGACCCUUCAGGAACAGAAGAAUGAUGAAAAUGACAAAACAAAGGUACAGAGCUCCACCAGGCUGGGGGGCAGGAGAGAAGGAUGGCUACGAGUUCCACGUUGUGGUUCGGUAAAGCAUGGAUGGGAAAAGAAGUGGAUUGUCCUUGACGAUCAAAAAUUACAACUCUUCGACAAGGAAAAUAUGGGAGAAAACUCGUCUCCAUCUGAGAUGCUACACCUGUGCGGUAAAGACGGUCACGUGACUGUCCACUCUGCUGUCAUGUCAUCAGAACUGAUGGGCACCGCCCCCACAGACCUGCCCUACAUACUGAGGGUGGAGUCACGACAGAGAUGCUGGCCUGUUCAAAAUCUCUACCUACUAGCGCCUUCAUUCCCUGUUAAACAGAAGUGGGUGACCUCUUUGGAGUUCGUAUUGGAUGAGAUUAAGAAGAAAAAUAACAAUGACGAGGAUCAGAAACUUAUGGGCAACGUGUUGCUGCAUUUAGAAGAAGGUGAACGGCUUGACAUCAAUUGCACAAAGCUGUUAAAUGACGAGUUGGUUCUUCUGGGUGCCGAAGAGGGUCUCUUUUCGUUGUCUCUCGAGAACCCAGGAAAACACUCGCCUCGCGCCAUUCCUGGAGUAGAGAGAGCCUUCCAAAUCGAUAUCUUCAAUGAUCUCAACCAGGUCAUCAUGAUUGCAGGCAAAGAUCGUCAGCUGUGUAGCGUGGAUCUAAAACAAGUCACGAGUCGAGCGCGACAAUCAAACUCCUCUUCACCUCUCACAGAGCUGACUUCACAGGCAAUCGAGAAGAUCACCAACUGUCAUUUGUUCGCUAUCGGACAGUGCGACUCUAAUUUCUACAUUUGUGCAGCGACCCCUAACAGCAUCCUGUUGUUACGAUAUAACGCUAGUAUUGGAACAUUUUGCACGCGUAAGGAGAUCGAGACAAGCGACCCAUGUAACUGCAUCCAUUUCAGCAAGAAUCACGUGAUCUAUGGCACUGGCAAGUUCUACAUCCUGGACAUCAGGCAACACAUUGUUAAAGAAUUUCUAGAUUCUAAGGACCCGUCCUUAGCGUUUGCAGUUUAUGGAGCCUCGCAGCUCAACAUCUUUCCUAUCGCAGUGCUGGAUGUAACUACUGCUGACUCUAACAAGGAAGAACUGUUACUAUGUUUUAACGAGUUUGGCGUGUUUGUAAACAGCUCUGGUUGUCACAGCAGAAAAAAGCCUUUGAUGUGGAGCAGACUGCCACUUGCCUUUGCUUACAGUGAGCCAUUCCUGUUUGUCACUCAUUUUAAUUCCAUUGACGUCUGUGAAAUCCCACCAAGCACUGCUGAAAAUCCAAGUCGUUACGUGCACAAGUUUUUGGAAAUUCAAAAUCCGCGCGUCCUUGGUCCAGCGGUGUCUCCCGGUGCAGUGUACCUCGCUUCCACGUUACACGAGAAGGUCGAGAUGCUGUGUUUCCAAGGCAACGCAGCUCCCGCCAGUGUUUUUCAACCCGAGGACGACGACGACAGUAUGUCGAUCAUUUCCGAGCUGUCACGACUGUCGAGCCCGAGCCGUCGAUCAUCGAUGUUGGCUCGUUCACCUUCGUGGAGUCCCGGUUCUGCCCGAGUGAAGUCGCUGAAAGGCGUUAUCCCUAAAAAGAGCAGCUCAUUUCGUGUGGUGAAACCGCUGACAGAAGAAAACGUGUAACUGCACAGAUUCAUCUUUUGAAGAAGUUUCAAAUCAGUCUGCUAAUAGCAGUGGAAAACCAACCUUAACCAACAACUGAUCUUUCAAUAUUAGUAGUCAAACCGCCAGGGUACUGAAAUCGGGCAUGGAGCCGCUAAGAGGUUAACCGGGUCCGGAAAAAGCUAUUAGUUGGAGAUUAUUAGUUAGUAACAACUGCAAUAAUGUUAAAUCAAUUGAAGAAGUUUCUUUAACUUCAACAUACAUGUAAGGGUUUCAAAUUUUGAUUUUGUGAUUACUCCUCAGUCGGUCGUUCCGAGUUAAGGUUUCUAAUCUCGAUAGAUUUGAAAUUCUGAUUUGUUCCAUUUUGUGCAGCGGAGAAAAUAAAAUCGCUGAAAUUGGCUCCGUUUGAAACCCACGUUUAUAUAUGGUAUUUGCCUAGGAAGAAGAAGGAAGUUUUAGUGACCAGGGGCCCGUUUCUCGAAGGUCCCGAAAAGUUUUCGCACUCGGAAAGCCAGAGCAAAAUCUCAAACCUUAUG